This is a messenger RNA of Schistosoma turkestanicum, 1313 nucleotides long. The record is from the annotation of a GenBank genome assembly. Lineage: Eukaryota; Metazoa; Platyhelminthes; Trematoda; Strigeidida; Schistosomatidae.
ACGAUGGAUUGGAUCUAUUUCAUCAGUGUAAUCAUUUGUUUAUUUCUGCUGAAACAAUUCAUCUCUCUACUAUUGAUUCUAUUCACUUAUAAAAUAGGAAUAAGGUUAUUUUCUAAAAGGAAACUAUUAAAACAUGCAGGUGAAUGGGCAAUUGUGACUGGUGCGACUGAUGGAAUUGGGAAAGCUUAUGCAGAAGAAUUGGCUAGUGAUGGUUUGAAGAUAAUGUUAAUUAGCAGGAAUGCACAGAAACUUGAACGUGUAGCCAAUGAGAUUGAAGAGAAAUACAACACAGAAACGAGAGUUGUAACAGCUGAUUUUACAAAUGUUGAUGUUUAUGACAGGAUCAAAGAAGCGAUUGAUCAACUGUCAUCAAUUGCUUGUUUAGUGAAUAAUGUUGGUAUGGGUCAGCCUAAAUUAGACUACUACGCUACAACAGAUUAUUUAACAUUGAAUUUUAUUAAGAAUAUAAUAUUUUGUAAUACUUUACCAAUUGCUAUAAUGACACGUUUAGUAUUGCCAAAAAUGUUGAAACAACACACAUCAAAUAUGGCAAUCAUUAACAUUGGUUCACAUUCUGCUUAUCGAGCUUUCCCGUUUUUAUCAUUGUACUCUGCGACGAAGGCAUUUGUAAAUCAAUUAUCUCGAUCAAUAUCUGAUGAAAACUAUGAUAAUCGUAUAAUUAUACAAACUGUUUGUCCAAUGUUUAUAUCUACCGCUGCGACUGGUUAUGCCAAAAUGUCAUUAUUUGUACCUGAUGCAAAACAAUAUGCCUGCAGUGCUUUAGAUAUGUUUGGUGUUGAAAAUGAAACAUUUGGUUAUAUUGGUCAUGCAAUCAAAGCUUAUCUGACAAGAUUUUUCCCAAAUUUUCUUUGGAAGCAGUAUAUGUUAUUUAUGAAAUCAUUUUUUGAUAAGCAUAAAAAACAACAAGAUUGAUAGUAUUAUUUUACACUUUAAAACUUAAGAGUUUGAAUGAAAUAAAUCCAAUGAACGAAACCACAUAUCUGAAUGUAGUUUAUGUUAUUUUAUAUGACAAAAUAUCUCUAUUUUGACUACAUUUUUCGAAGUUAUUCUCUAUUCAAAUGUAUACAGUUUUUUAAGUCUGCUUUUAUAAAUUAUAAAUUGAAUAUUGAAUCCGAUGUAUUCAAUUUUCAAUAAUGGAAAACAAAUAAACAAAAUUCUAAUUUUUUAAAACUAAUUUUGAUGUAAAUUCUUCUGGUAGUAGUUAAUUUGAUUGAUUGACCGAUUAUUUUGACCUUUUUUUGAUUUUCAUAUAUUAUUGAUUUGUUCUAAAUAAAUGUUACUUGUUACAUUGA